AUGAAAUCAAACAAUCUACCAGUUGACCAGAAACAGAGAAAAUUAACUCAGUUAGCAUCAACACACAACCAAUAUCAACCAUUUUCUUCUUAUUAUCUAUGGUAUCUAAUAGACAGAUUUCAUUUUAUCAUUGAUGAUAUUCAAUCAAUUUUAACAUUUACUAAAAACACUUGCUUUAAUGAAUUUGCGAACGAAUUUAUGAAUGAAAGACAAAAGGCUGAAUUAGAAGGAAAUAAAGGAAAAAGUUUAUUUUGCAAGAUUUCACUUAAUGGAUCAUAUGGUUACGAUGCAAUGAAUACACAAAAUUACACAAAGACUAAAAUAAUGAAUGCACAGAAGGCACGCGUUGCAUGUAUGUCAAAUAAGUUUAAAAACAUAAGAGAAAUAGGUGAAGAUACAUAUCAAAUGAUGCUCAAAGAUAGAUUUUAUAGAUGUGAAACAUGUUUACAAGAGGCAUUCUUCACUUUAGAUAAUGCUAAAUACUGGUAUUUGGUUUUCAUUUAUGAUUUUAUGUAUAAAUGCAUGAAUGUUAAUCGUUUUCAUUUCAUUGAAGGUGAUACUGAUUCAUCUUAUUGGGCAAUCGCUGGCGACCCAAAUCUUCCUAACACUCAAGCAUUUCAAGCAAUUGUUACUGAUAAACAAUUUUAUGAUAAAAACAUUUUCAAAUUCGCACCAUUUGAUUUCUUCUGUUUUGAUGAGAAAUUUAAACCUAAAUUAAAGAAUAAAAGCUGA
Molecule: messenger RNA, 732 nt
Organism: Trichomonas vaginalis G3
Lineage: Eukaryota; Parabasalia; Trichomonadida; Trichomonadidae
Product: DNA/RNA polymerases family
Exons: 1
Coding region: 1-732 (243 amino acids)
Biological process (GO): DNA replication
Molecular function (GO): nucleotide binding; DNA binding; DNA-directed DNA polymerase activity
Source: RefSeq, a predicted model, not a curated record